Hyalella azteca is the source of this 771-nucleotide messenger RNA. RefSeq names its product 60S ribosomal protein L13 (gene RpL13). Lineage: Eukaryota; Metazoa; Arthropoda; Malacostraca; Amphipoda; Hyalellidae. Gene Ontology annotation, biological process: translation. The transcript is spliced from 6 exons. Gene Ontology annotation, molecular function: RNA binding; structural constituent of ribosome. The record is from RefSeq and is a predicted model, not a curated record. Gene Ontology annotation, cellular component: cytosolic large ribosomal subunit; ribosome. The coding region runs from base 113 to 754 and encodes 213 amino acids.
CGUGAAUGAAUGACCAUUUCUAGUUUGAGUGCUUCUGGCAACAUCGCGUGUUUAGAAGUUCUUGGUUAAGGGACUGUUAUUGUUUGUGUAGUCAGAAAACAACACCGCCAAAAUGCCGGCUCAUCGGAACGGUAUGAUUCCCAAUGCGCAUUUGCGCAAAGACUGGCAAAAAAUGAUCAAGACCUGGUUCAAGCAGCCUUUCCGUGCCCAGCGUCGUCAUGCCAACCGUGUGGCCAAGGCUCACCGUAUUGCUCCUAGGCCUCUUGGUCGCCUCAGGCCUGUUGUCAGAUGCCCUACCAAAAAACACAACAGGAUCACUAGACUGGGACGUGGUUUCACUCUCCAUGAACUAAGAAUGGCCAAGAUCUCUCGCACUGAGGCCAAGUCUAUCGGCAUCGCUGUUGACCACAGACGUCGCAGCAAAUCCCAUGAGGCCAUGCAGGCUAACAUUCGCCGCCUCCGUGUUUACAAGAGCAAGCUCAUCCUGUUCCCCAAGAACCCCAAGAAGGUGAAGAAGGGAGAAGCCAGUGCUGAAGAGUGCAAGAUGGCCACUCAGCUCGCUGGCAAGCGUAUUAUGCCUCUGCAGAAACUGAAGUUUACCUUGGAUCCUCCUCAAGUUAUCGAUCCCAAGAUACGCAAGGCUGAUAUUUACUCCAUCCUUGUGGAUGCCCGUUCAACCGCCAAUAAGUGGGGCAUGCGUGCCAAGAAGGCUCGUGAGGCUGCUGAGGAAGCCAAUGUCAUUGGCAAGAAGUAAUAAACUUCUGAUCGUGA